Molecule: messenger RNA, 1650 nt
Organism: Camelus dromedarius (Arabian camel)
Lineage: Eukaryota; Metazoa; Chordata; Mammalia; Artiodactyla; Camelidae
Gene: LUZP2
Product: leucine zipper protein 2
Exons: 12
Coding region: 380-1435 (351 amino acids)
Source: RefSeq, a predicted model, not a curated record
CAGACCCAGGCGGGCGUGCAGCCAGGCGGGCGUGCAGCCAGGUGAGCGCAGCCCGUUGACCGGAGCGCGCGGGGCCAUCGCUGGGCACCCCUCCCUCUCCCCGCGCCGCCUCCAGCGCGAGUGACAACGCGCCCUCCAGGCUCGGGAGCGGCGGCGCCGAACAAUCCCAGGCCGGGUUCGCCUCGCCGGUGACAUCACUCCCGAAGAUACUCCCCACUCUAAGCGCCUGCCUUCGCGAGGCGUCCGUCCGUUUGUCGGUUUCCUUCCGUCCACUGCUGGAGAGGGGUCAUUGCCGGCCGGGAACAGAGGAGCGACAGGACCCGGAGAAGGAGGGAGAGCGAAGGCAGCGGGGAAAGGAGGACCCCGGCAGGCGACAAGCAUGAAAUUCAUCCCAGCGCACUACUUGCUGCCUCUCCUGCCAGCGCUGGUCCUCAGCACCAGACAGGACUAUGAAGAGCUAGAGAAGCAGCUGAAAGAAGUCUUUAAGGAGCGAAGCACCAUCCUCCGUCGGCUGACAAAGACAUCAAGAGAACUUGACGGAAUUAAAUUCAACCUUCAGACUUUGAAAAAUGAUGAGAAAUCUGCCAAAACUGAAGUUCAGAGGCUUCUGGAAAUAAGUCAGAAACAAAGAGAACAAAUGAAGUCUCUCCAGGAGGCCCUGGAAAAUCAACUUAAAGAGACAUCUGAGAAAGCAGAAAAACAACAGGCUACUAUUGCUUUUUUAAAGACUGAAAUGGAAAGAAAGACCAAAAUGAUCCGAGAUCUCCAGAAUGAGAAUAAGAGCUUGAAAAACAAACUCUUGUCAGGAAGCAAGCUAUGUGGCAUGCAUGCAGAAGAGUCAAAGAAAAUCCAAGCCCAGCUGAAGGAGCUUCGUUAUGGGAAGAAGGAUUUAUUAUUUAAGGCCCAACAGCUCACUGAUCUGGAACGGAAAUUAACUGUGGCCAAACAUGAGCUGGAGAAAGCAGCUCUUGACCGGGAGUCACAGCUGAAAGCAAUGAAGGAGACCGUGCAGCUCUGCCUGUCAGCUGUUUUCCAUAAUCAGCCUCCUCCCCGUUUGAAUCUCUUCAAGCCAAAUCCAACUCUGACGUCACUUCCACCCAGGCCAGUUGACACUAGGAUUGCAGAUGGAAGGCCAGAAAGCACGCCUCAACAAAUCACUACUGAAAGCCACGAGGGCUCUCAAGUUGAGACAACAAAGGAGGAGAAUCCGAAGAUCCUUGAGUGCAAUUCUCAAAUUCUUUUACAGGAGAACACGGCCUGUUCAAUGAAGCUGGAAGGAAAUCCCCCACCCCCAGGCAAUGACACUGCACAAUCAGAACCUGUCCCACAGGACAUGGCAGUGCCUCCUUGUCCUGAAUGUGAAGAGGGAAAUAACCUGGAAAAACAACGGAGCAGCACUGAGGGGAAGGCGACUAGAGAAAAAAAAUUACUGUAAAUACCAAGAAACUGUGUUAAAAACAUCCGUUUGCUAUCGUCUUCAUACUCUUUUUAGACCACAAGCUUGAUGGAAAUACUAAGUUUUUAAAGCAUGCAACUUUUUCACAAUUUUAUGUAACUUUUUAAAGUAGUCUACAAAUUUUCCAAAAGAUUCCAGGCCGAUUAUGAUCCUUAAGCAAUAACCUAAUUAAAGUGGAUAUCCACAGUCAUAAA